AUGGCGUACCCUUAUAUUGACACGCCGCGAACUGAAGUCGACGGAAACGCGACUUACUUGACCAACGGUGAUCGGAGCGUCGGCCGACACAAUCUAUCUGCACUCGAUUCGGUCGAAAACUCAUUCCAGUCGCCUUCGAAGGAUGGGGACGUUCUCAAGGUGCUCGGUGACCGAAGACGCAGUUCCGGCGGGUUCAAGCUCAGCACACCGCGUGCUGGUUCGAGUUCGAGGCCGAUAAAAAGCGCGUUGAAAUCUCGACAGCACCUUCCUACUGUUGCGCCUGCUAAAGGUGAAUUUACUCCAUUGAUGCAGAGCGCUACGAAGAACAAUCUGCUGAGGAAUCUGACCACGACGCGCGGGGCCGGCGACAUCAAAACACCAGCAUACCUGAGAGCGAGUUAUCGGAGUAAUGUCAAUACUCCGGGAUUACCGCCGAUGGAGAUGACAGGAAUUGAUGAGGAGGAGGACAUCACAGAAGAAGCCACUCCUUUGCCGCAGGUUGCGAGCAGUAGUGUUCAGAGCACCCCGCUCCCUUCUUUGCGAAGGGAUGGAAAUGUCCUCAAUGACGGCCAGAAUAAUAUGACCUUGAAGGAGCAGGAAAAGUUAAUCGAUAAACUCGAUAAAGAUAAUUUCGGACUGAAACUGAAGAUCCAUUAUCUGCAGGAGCAAUUGCAGAAAGCAGGUCCGGAGUAUAAUCAAGCGGCUCUCAAGGAAAAUACGGAACUCAAGGUUACGAAGCUGACCAUGCAGCGAGACAUUGCGCGGUACAAGAAGAGCCUUCAACAGGCGGAACGCGACCUAGAAGCAUACCGCCUACAAUUCCAGGAAGUGAAGGAUAAAUUGCGAAGGAGACAGAUUGACGAGAGUGUGCAGCAAGAGAUGGACUUGAUGCGAGAAGAGAUGGAAAGGAAAGAUAACCGCGUGAGGGAACUCCAAGAGGAGCUUAGAGAGGCCAAGGAUCGCCAAUCACAACAUCUUGAGAAACUUCGGGACGAAAUUGAGGAUUUGGAAGCGUCCAUUCGGGAGAAGGACCGUACCAUUGAAGCGCGUGAGGAGGAAAUCGAAGAGUUGAAGGACAAAGAUAACAAGGACCGAGAUUCAGUAUCUGAGCUUGAAGCAGAGCUUCGACGCGCUAAGGAGCAUCUGCAGGACUUGCACGCAAGUUUGGAUCAGGCCAAGGCUGACGCCAAUGAAGCCCGAAAUGCUGCGAACAAAGCUGUUCAGGAAAAGGAAAAGGCCGACCAAGACCUUCGGGAACUUCAUGAAGAGAUGGCGAACAAAUCUUUCAGCACUAAAGGCCUCACUCGUCAAUUAGAGGAACGGACGACCAAAUUGGAGGACGAACUUGGAAAAUUGGAGCGAGAGAAUGAUUCAUUGAAGGAGCAGCUCGAUAUGAAAACACAAGACGAACGCCGCCUGGAGGAACAGUAUCGGAAUUUCCAACAGGAUAUAGAUGAAGAGAAAAGAAAGUUGAGAGACGACGCCACAGCGGCAAAGCGCGAGCGAGACUCCACUCGACAAGAACGAGACAAACUGUUCGCCCAGUUGCAGGAUGCACUCGAUGAACUCCAACGACGAACAGAAGAGAAAGAUCUCUUACAGACCCGGCAUCAAGCUCUGACUGAUGAGUCUGGUAGUCUACAGCGCGAGCUUAGUCAGGAACGCUCCCAAGUUCGGGAACUUCAGCGAGCUUUGGACGAGGAAAAGCAGCGCUCAUUAGAAAACGGACAUAUCAUUCGUGCACAGUACAAAGAAGAGGUCCAACGAUUGCAAGAAGAAAUCGAGUCUCUUCAGCACGAGAUUGAAGACAAAGAAGGCCAGUUUGCGCUUGAGCAAGACAGGUGGGAAAGUGCAAAGCGGACUUUACAACUUCAGAAAGACCGGGCCGAGGACCAAGCGGCUGGAUACAAGCGUACUAUCGAGAAGCUCGAGCAAGUUGAGCACUCUCUUUCAGGCAAGGAAGUGAAACUGCAGGAGGUCAUCGAUAGUGAGAAGGCCCGGCAUUUCAACGCAGAGGCGGUUCUUAGUCGCCAAGUGAAGGAAUUGAAUGACGACAUCGCAUCGAAACGGGAAGUCAUUGAUGAGCUGAGGAACGAGCUUCUAUCUGUCAAGGAAGAAUUGAGAGUCACGAAACGUGAGGAAGUCGCCUUGAGAGAGAGAGUCCAGUCUCUAGAAGACGAGGUAGUUGUUCUUCAAGCGAGCUUAGAAGAAGAGCAAGAAUACACAAAAGCUCGGCUGCAGAAAGGGUCUUCAGAAGACAGCCAGUUGCAAAAGCUGGUGGCUGAGAAACAGAAGCUUCGUGAUCAGCUGGCAAAUGCUCACGUUGAACUGCAUGAUCUGCGCACUUCGGUAGCUGAGCUAGAGGCCGAACGCGAUGAACUUCAGAAUCAACUCGAGAACGUCAACAACCUGGACGAUACGACCCGGUUUGACCGAGAGAAAAUUGGUCUCCGCAAAUCCGCCCUGCGCCUUGAAGGCGAGGUAAAGAGAUUAAAGGAUGAUAAGGCUUCACUUCUGGAGGCGAAAGAAUCUCUUGAAAAGCAACUGAGCUCAGAAAUUGAGCGUGCUACACAGGAAGAGAACCGUUUGUCGGCCGAAAUUGAUCAGCUUCAGGAUAAGCUGCACGUGGCCUCCGGUGGGCGAGACAGAGAACUGACGCUAGCUAAAGGUAAAGUACAGCGUCUGGAGAAGCGCAUCCAUGAACUCGAAUCGCUUCUUGAACAGCAGCCUCUUGGAGAUAUCGAGCAGUCUACUUCUAAUGCAGACCUUUCGAUGCUCCGUCAUGAUUUGGACGAGGCGCGAAAGAGAGAACGAGUACUGCUACAAAGGGAAGCCGAUCAGAAAUCGUCUGUUCGCAAAUGCAAGCAGCGAAUUUCUGAGCUGGAAAGGGAGCUCCACGAUGCUUUGAUGAAUAAAUACGAAACAAGUUCGCCUCAUGGGUCGCCCUCCGAGAAAUUACAUGAAGAAACACGAAGUCUACGGAAGCAGCUGUCUGAGGCUCAUCGGGCCUUGAAGGAGUUGAGAGCUAAGAACCGUGACCUCGAGCGAGCAGCUAUGCGAGAGGAGGAUCAGCGGGAUCUCCACGAACUCCUCAAAUCUUCCACUCUUGAAGCCGAGUCGCUGGCAUUGCAAGUGUCUGAGAGGGAUGCUCGCCUCAGCGACUUGAAGUCGCAGCUUCGCAGAGUCCGUGACGAGCGCGCCUUCUGUAUCAGAAAAGCCGAGACAGCCACCAAGGAGCUGGAGGUUCUUCGAGAACGUUAUGACAAGAUCGUCAAGAGCAUUGAGUCCAACGCCGACAAUAAGAACAGACACGACAAAGAAAUCCUAGGUCUCGGAAAGGAGAUCAUCUGGCUUCGAGCUCGGUUGAGGCGAGAGGAGAAGUUCCGGCGUGACCUAGCUUGGAGCAAGGGCUUGAUGGAGCUUGGAGAACGAGUCCGCGUUGCUUGUAACGAGGCCGACCUCAGAAUGAUCAAUGAGAUGGGCGUCAAGCCUCGGGACCGGACUCAUUUCCGAACUCCACGGCAAAAAUUGAAGACUGCCGUCUCCCUGGUUCUGGCCACUGUUCGCAUGCAAAGAAAGUCUCGUGAAUGGUCGAAGACGAAGAAGUUGGGCGAAGGCCUCAAGCGGGCCAAAAAUGAAGUGUUGAAAAAGAGGAGGGAGAGCUCCGGCAAAGCUGCAAUGACUUGA
This is a messenger RNA of Aspergillus udagawae, 3687 nucleotides long. RefSeq names its product putative spindle-pole body protein (Pcp1). The record is from RefSeq and is a predicted model, not a curated record. Bases 1 to 3687 code for a protein of 1228 amino acids. The transcript is spliced from 3 exons. Lineage: Eukaryota; Fungi; Ascomycota; Eurotiomycetes; Eurotiales; Aspergillaceae. Gene Ontology annotation, cellular component: microtubule organizing center.